Sesamum indicum (sesame) is the source of this 537-nucleotide messenger RNA. RefSeq names its product large ribosomal subunit protein eL37z. The record is from RefSeq and is a predicted model, not a curated record. NCBI's taxonomy places the organism in Eukaryota, Viridiplantae, Streptophyta, Magnoliopsida, Lamiales, Pedaliaceae. Gene Ontology annotation, molecular function: RNA binding; structural constituent of ribosome. Gene Ontology annotation, biological process: translation. Gene Ontology annotation, cellular component: ribosome; cytosolic large ribosomal subunit.
GGACAAAAAGCCGUAAUUUCUCCCUCGUACAAACACUAUUCCCAUUUUUCAGCACCAAGUUUCCGAUUGAUCGCUAGGGUUUCUCCAUCUCCACUUGUCUGAUGGGGAAGGGAACGGGGAGUUUUGGAAAGAGAAGGAACAAAACACACACACUGUGUGUGAGGUGCGGCCGCCGCAGCUUCCACAUUCAGAAGAGCCGUUGCGCCGCCUGUGCUUACCCCGCCGCACGCACCAGAAAAUAUAACUGGAGUGUGAAAGCAAUUCGAAGAAAAACCACAGGAACGGGGCGCAUGAGAUACCUUCGUCAUGUUGCUGUUAGGUUCAAGAGCUGCUUUAGAGAAGGUACUAUAGCGAAUCCAAGAAAGAAGAAGGGUGCUGCUGCUGCUUCUUCAUAAGGUUUCAAAGGAACAGAGAUGAACUUAUAAGUUUUUAUCGAAAAUUAGAGUUUUUGAUUCAGGCCCUUGUAAUCUGUAAUGAAUGUUUUUCUAUCUAUAAUCCAAAAGGUGAUGAUAAUCUUUUUAUUCUUGAUGUUAUAAA